UUUUCUUCAAAUUUCAGAUUUAUUUUUGAAAUUACACUUGUGAGAGCUGGUCGUUCUUGAUCGCGUAUAUUAAACGUUGUUUGAAAAAGGCACUGAAGAAAAAGAUAAAAGAAAAAAAAAGACAAAAGACUAAGACGAUUUUAAAAAGUUGUCUUGAACGGAUUCCAGCAGCAUCUUCCCUUCUCGAAGUGGAUGCUGAGUGGACGGCUCUCUGGAACAUGUGGACUUUUGGUGGAGGCGAGCGGAAGCCUGUGUGUGGCGGCACGGGACACGCCUCCACACAACCGUUGUGGUGCCAUUUGGCCUUAGACUAAGAAAGAAAAAAAGAGAGAAAUAACUAGGAAAAUAUAAUAAGAACAUCCAUUGGUUUGCGUUGCAACGGUUUCGUCGAGUUCAGACAAAGUAAGGACUAGUAAAGAGAGAAUCGUAAGGACUCUGUCGGCCAAGUCGCGCCCCCAGCGAGCCAGCAAGAUGGCGCCCCACACGGGAUCCGGAGGCGGCGGAGGAGGAGGAGGUGGCGGAGGCGGAGGCAGCAGCGGCGGCGCGGUGGUCAAGUACAAGCUGACGGAGGUGGUGCGGAGGUACUCGCAGCUGCUGCAGGUGGCCACGCUGUUCCGGCAGGUGGUGAGCCGGGCCAAGCACCGCCACUCGACGGCGCAGUGCGUGGACUCGCACGUGGAGGAGGGCGCGUCCACCUCGUGGCUGCUCGUGCUCUACAGCCCCAAGUUCGCGCCCAGGACGCCCAAAAAGUUAAGGUACGUGGCGAGAGGCGCAGGAGAGAGGGGGCGUCGACCCUCUCGUGAGAUCCGCCGGGGGAAGGUGACGUACAUGUGUGAUUGGGGGGCUUGGGAUGGUCUUUGGCGAGUGUGUGAAUGAGUGAGUUAAUGAAUGAGUGAGUGAGUGAGCGUGCGAGUGAGUGAAUUAAUGAGUGAGUUGA
Molecule: messenger RNA, 937 nt
Organism: Penaeus vannamei (Pacific white shrimp)
Lineage: Eukaryota; Metazoa; Arthropoda; Malacostraca; Decapoda; Penaeidae
Source: RefSeq, a predicted model, not a curated record